UGCUGCACAAUUGCAUAUUCAUCAGUUAUGAGAACUUUUCUGUUAGAUCAAGAAAACAUCCUCUACCUGAGAAGUUUGGGUAUUCUCAUCACCUGUUUGCUGGAUAAUGUAAGGAUAUUAUAGGGAGAAGUUACCUGUUAAUCAUUUCUGGGAGUUAAAGGGUUAAUGUCCCCUGCUUAUAACCAGUACAGAGAAGAUGUAGGAGAGUAUGGGGCAUGUGGUUUAUCAUCCUUGGCCAAGAAGACUAGAACGUCUAACCAUUUGCAGAUGUUGUAUCAAAGGCAGCACAUUCUCCUAAGUUAUUUAAAGACCCUGAGUGUUGUUGUGGUCUGGGGCUUGAACCCUCAACUACCAACACAGCCAUAACACCUUCAUGAUGUAAAAAGAAAUGACAAGGACACAUCCAAACCAGUCGCUAGAUACUUUAAUCUUCCUGAUCAUUUUGGGCAGCAUAUGGUACUUUGUUGCCUUUCUCUACUUCUUGGCUGUUCAGAGGGCUGCAAAACUCCAGAACAAAAGUUAUCUUUCAAACAGGUACUCUUAAGCCCCACAAUAUCAACAAAUGCUUUUCAUUUAACUAAUUUAUUCUUGUUUUCUCAUCACCAUAUUCCAUUUACAUUAUCAACUCAGUCAAUAAUACAAAAUUACCCUGUUAUACUCUCCCACUGAUGCAGCACCGUAGUUUCUUUAGAAAUUUACCCCCUUUACCUGCACAUCAGUCCAACACUCAACAUGAGCUAGCAGAACAAAAAAUUAAUUACUCUGUUUUAAUUAGUUUUUCAGAAUAUUGUCACUGUUCUUGUAUACGGGAUGCUGUUCUACCCAUUUUUGGUCUGUCUGACAACUGACAACAGACUGGUUGGGUCCUUGCUGGGUUUUCUUUAUGUUACAAUCAGGUGAGCUAGCUAUUACUUUGUUUAUGAAUACCAAUUUAAUCAGACUGUGAGUUUGUUUUUUAAUUAGUAAAUACAGUUCUCAGAACUUUACAAUUGCCAAUACUUAAUUCAAAUAUUACUCUAAUUUGGAAUCAUACUCUUGGCUUUGAAAUAAGUGAUGUUUAUGUUAAUUUUGGACCAUGUUUUGUACACAUGUCCUGGUAAAUAGAGAACACAGCAUGGCUUACAUGUGAAACAAUAAACUAAUUUGGUUCUCUCUGCUUAAUUAACCCUAUCAGCCCUAAGGGUAGUCAGCAUGUAAGUUCUCCCUCCAGUAAUAUUGCUGAAUCAUUCAUUGAGAACAUGAGAAUAACAAAAAGAUUGUCAACUCAAGAUGCUCUGAUUACAAUAUGAAUUCUUCUCAUCAGUACCAAUGAAAAUUUAUAGUGAAGAGUCUAGAGAAUAUGGAUAUUGAUGUUAACCCUCUAACUCCCAUGAGUGACCAAGAGAGAAUUUCUCGUAACAGUGUAGUUUGAUUGUCCGGGUGAGUGUAGUCCUGAGAAGGACUGUUGUCGGUAGUGGUGACUGACGUUUCGACAACCUGAGCAGAAGUCAUCUUCGGAGUCAAGUGAAUAGUUGUUGUCAGUCGAAUGCUCUUAGUCCGGUUUGUAUAACUGAUUGAUCAGUUUUGCCGCGAUGUUCUUGGCUGUAAGACUCAAGUGGCUUAGGUCGGUCGUGAUUGAUCAGUCUCGAUCCGUUAGUAAAGUUAGGUCGUUCUGUUCGGUUCGUUUGUAAUGUUAAUGUCAUGGAUGAGUCGUUUAUAUGGUGCAGAUAGUGGUUGACACCUGUUGAGGGAAGUCUAUUCCAAGUUAGCUUUCCAGAGUCAGUCGUUGAAAGUAGUUGGUGUUGUGGGUUAGGCAUUGCGCAGAGUCCUAGUCAAUAGUGUGGUUCGUAAGUCGCUGUUGUUCAGCAAUGUGACUGUUGACAUCGCCUUUCCUCGUAGCUCGUUUGUGUUCAGUCAGUCUGGUUGUGAGGUUUCUGCCAGUCUCACCGAUGUAGGAGGCGUGCCAGUCGGAGCAGUUGAUCUUAUAAACUGCUCCCUGUCUGUGCCUCGGUUCGUCUGGGUCUUUGACGUUAGUCAGUAACAGACGUGGUGUGGUAAUGUGUUUGUGAGCGACGCGGAUAUUGAAUGGUUGUAGGAUGCGCGAGAUGUUCUCAGAUAUGCCCGUUAUGUGCGGUAUAGUUGUUGUGGUCGUAGGAUUUGCGUUGUCGUUAGGUUCGGUAGUAGUAGUGGUUAAGGUCGGUGAGUGUUUCGUCGGAUGAAGUCUUCGUUAUAGUUGUUCUUAGAAAAAACACGGUCAAGGAACUUGUUCUCAUCAGAUAAUAUCAAAAUAUCUGCGGUACGUAGUUUAGCAGGUAUUUGUUUUCUGCACGUUCUGUAUUUGGUAUUCUUAGUGUGUUAUACAAUUAGGUGUUUCAGUUACGCAAUACGCGUUAAUUGCAUGUCGUAUAUAUAGCUGUUGUCAGUUCGUGAUCUUCCUUCGGGUCUGCUAACGCCACACGCUCACUCCACCGUUCUUUAGCAUGAGCAACUCUGAGGAAGCUAGGGCACGUUCUAAUCGGAACGAUGGAGUUUGAGAUCCUUCUGUCGGUGCUGUUAUACGGUCUGCCGUUUCUGAAUCGAUGGGUUCUUUAACCGAUAACCUCACUAUAGGUUAUUGAAUCUCGGCUUAGCGAUUUCGCGAAGCGAUUUUCCGUGGAGAACAGCUCUUCCGUUGAACAAGCAGCCAAGAGAGCUCGGCGCGAACAAUAUACCUGCAAAAGGAAAGGAAACCAGCAGCAGUUGGAUCAUUCCCUCCGGUGAUGGAUAAACUAGACGAAGCAUCCGACGCUCUCAAGCAGAAAUUGUACGAGAAAGUUAAAGUUGCCCAGGAGUCAGGUACUGAAUUAGUUUCCAGGCGUGUUGAAGCCACUGAUUAAGCUAGUUGACAAGAGCGAAUUUGGAUGGGCGACCGUUAACGAAUAUUUGUCUGACGAACUCACCUCUGACUCCGACGACGAGAAGAGAAUUUACCGGGCCGAGAGAAAAAUCAAUAAAGAGAAGCGUCGUCAUGUCCGUUCUGACGAGAAAGGAAGCGGUUCCUCCGCUGUACACUGCGCGGCUUCUUCGUCGAGAUUCUCGUCUAAGGAUUUGGCUUCUCGUUCGGAAGCUAGACCAGCUCGUCGUUUGGUGCCUUGUUUUUACUUCGUCGAUUAUGGCGUUACACUCAGGCCAUAAUCCAAUAUUCUCCAUGAAUUGCUGUUUUGCAGUAUUUCGUUCUAUAGACUGGGUUAGUGCAGAAUAUCGAAAUAUCUGCGGUACGUAGUUUAGCAGAUAUUUGUUUUCUGCACGUUCUGUAUUUGACAGUCUUAUUGUGUUAGACAAUUAGGUGUUUCAGUUACGCGAUACGCGUUAAUUGCGUGUCGUAUAUAUAGCUGUUGUCAGUUAGUGAUCUUCCUUCGGGUCUGCUAACGCCACACGCUACUCCACUGUUCUUUUAUUUUUAUGCUGUGGAUUUUAUUUUCACGCAAUUGUGUGUUCCCCUUUUUUCAGUGUGGAGGUUUUGGUCAUUUGAGCUUGACAUGCACGAAACCUGCGGACACUUCAGAGAGAAGCGCUCGCCGUGAUUGACUAGAUCGCGGUUUGUUGACCACUGAUGAUAGUGAUGCCCAGCAGGUUGAGUGUGAUUUUUUAGCGACGAGUUUAGUGUUAAAGGCGGUAGCAAUGGCGUCAAAGGUCGCUUGAAGUCCUCGCUUAAUUUCUGGGUUGAAGCAUUAGAUGCUUCAGAUUUUGUGCUUGACAUGAUUAGGCGUGAUUGCAGGUUACCUUUUGCCCAGUAUCCUUCACAGUGCUUUCUAAAGAACGACAGAUCUGCGCUUCAGCAUCAAGAAUUUGUGGCCGAAGCAAUUACCGAGCUACUUAGUAAUGGUUGUAUUGUUGAGCAUGUCGUUCCUCCGUUCUGCAUGAAUCCUUUAACAGUCGCGGAAGGAAAGAAGUUGCGUCUCGUUAUUGAUCUUAGGCGCGUCAACAAUUGUUUAGUUAAACCCAGAUUCAAAUAUGAAGACUUGCGCUCGCUACCCCAAGUUCUGGAUGAAGGACACUAGUUUUUCACCUGGGUUCUUAAGUCCGGCUACCAUCAUGUUGAUAUUUUUCUUGAUCACCAAAAGUAUCUCGGUUUUGCUUGGCCCUUUUCCGGCGUUGUUAGAUAUUUUACCUCUGCAGUUCUUCCUUUCGGCCUCAGUAGUGCCUGCUUUUCAGCUUCUCUAGACGGCACUGUUUUCAGCGGCAUGCGGGAACCCGAGGAUAUCGGCCAAAGUUCUACGUUCCGCGAACUGAAAGCUAUUUAUUUCUUAUUGCUUUCCUACGUUGCUUAAUUGAAACACAAGAGAGUUAAAAUAUUUACUGAUAAUCAGGGCGCCGCCAGAAUUGUUGCUAUCGGAAGCUUCAAAAUUAAUCUCCAGGCUCUGGCCAUGGACAUUUUUAAUCUCUGUCUUGUUAACAGCAUCAUUCUGGAAGCGCAAUGGAUCCCAAGUUCGCUUAAUGAAAGGGCAGAUUUUCUCAGCAGAUUUGUUGACAAAGAUGACUGGUCCGUCAACCCUUCUGUAUUUCGUGUGAUUGACGCCAAAUGGGGCCCUCACACAAUCGAUCGGUUUGCGUCGCAUUACAACGCCCAGGUUCCUAGGUUCAAUUCUAAAUUUUCCUCCCCCGGCUGCAGCGGCGUAGACGCCUUGGCCCAGGAUUGGCGAGACGAGAACAAUUGGGUCUGCCCUCCUGUGAGUGCCAUCGUCCCUUCUGUUAGAGCUCUCUCGUCUUGCUCUGGUUACAGCACUUUGAUCGUCCCACAGUGGCCUUCGGCCUAUUUUUGGCCCUUUUUGCAUGACAGCUCUUCUCAGUUCAAGUCUUAUGUUAAGGUAGUGUUUGAGCUUCCUUGUAUAGAAGACCUCUUGUUGGAAGGUCCCGGCCAGAGGCAAAUUUACAAGGCGCGUCCCUCGAUUUUCAGUGGUUGCCCGAGAUUCAGAAUGUUAGCCUUACGGGUAGAUUUUAGGUGUCAUCCUUGUUUACCAUACAUGUCUCUUUUCUUUCAGCUCUGCUCCUCACCUUGUCGUUGCUGAUCUUUUAGUCUAACCUUGUUGUGUUUUGUCUGAUUUGGCAGUGUCAUUUUGGUCAGUAGUUUGACCUACGUUUGUUUUGCACCUUUUGCCUUAUUUGGCAUCGUCGUUUUGACCGUACGUGUUCUGGGCUAAAUUGUUUUUGCGCCGCGUUUGCUAUUUUAUCGUGUUUUGCCUGAUUUGGUAGUAUCUCUUGGGCCGUUUUGAUGGUUUUUUGUGGCAUCUCAUUUUCUGUUUGCAUUAUGUAUCUCCUUUUUUAUGUUAUUCUACCUUUUAUUUUUUGCUUACUCUUAUUUUAUUUUAUUUCUUGUAGACGUUCUGCAAUUGGGGAUUUGGCUUGACGCAAAUUCUUUGGUCGAUCUAUCUUUGCGUAAGCUUGUUCCAAACCUUCUCCAUUUACGGUUGGAGUCUAGGGCUCCUUGUACCGUACAGAAAUACAGAUCUGGCUGACUGAAGUGGCGUCAAUGGACAGCUCCUAAGACUGGCGUUCAAGUUAUUCCAGCAAAGCCUCUGCAUGUCGCCCUCUUUAUUAGCGAGCUUACUGUAAUUUCAGUUAGCAAUAAUACGGGGAUAUCUUCUACAGAGUCAGUUCUUUACGGCAUUAAGUGGGCUCAUAGUCUGGCCAGGAUUGUAGAAUGCCGUACUAGUCACCCCCUUGUUAAGUCAUCCUUAGAAGGGCGCUAGAAGGAAACUUGCACGUCCAGUUCAGCCCAAAGAGCCUUUAUCCGUCGCUGUUACUCGUUUUCUUUUCAUUCUCAUGGUUGGCUUCGUUGGGUUUUACCGUAUGGGCGAAAUUCGUACUUUGUCUGUUAAAGAUGUCUCUAUUUGCAGUGAAUACGUGUCAGUUUUCAUCCCGAAACGCAAGAAUGAUCAGUAUAGGGAGGGGCAUACAUCCCUCCUAGCAAGGUCUCAUAAGGCUACUUGUCCAGUUUCCACUACCGAGACGUUAAUCAAGCUUUUUCCUUCAUCAACUGAGUCAUCCUCCCCCUCGUCAGACGAAUUGUUAAAUCUAAGUCUAAGGAGUAUUUUCAUGCUACUAAAGGCGUUCAUACACGACGCUUAGAGAGGAAUUUAGGAAAUACGUUAAGCCAUUUGUAGAUGACAUAGCUAGUUACGGCACGCAUAGUAUCAAGUCUGCGCCGCUUCAAAUCCUGCGUGUAGGAGUAUUUCUGCUGAUCUGCUGGACACGCACGCCGGCUGGAAAUGUGCCAUUUCAAAGAAGAGAUACAUUAAGGACACUGUUAACGAUCGCUUAAAAGUUGCUCGAUCUCUUGCUCUUUAGUUUCGGAUUUCGUUUGCUUACGAUAAAUUAUUUAAUUAGCAGUCUCGGCGGGGGACUAAGUCGUACCUGGCCCGCUCCAGAUUUCCUAUCCGUUUUUCACACUGGGUUUGCCCCCCCGGCACGGCUUUCUCUAGUUUAUAUUUUCAGUCUCUCUUUUUGUAGACGUUCUUAGUAUCUGCUUUAAUAAAGUGGCGUUAUGGCGUUACACUCAAGCCAUA
This is a messenger RNA of Pocillopora meandrina, 6524 nucleotides long. NCBI's taxonomy places the organism in Eukaryota, Metazoa, Cnidaria, Anthozoa, Scleractinia, Pocilloporidae. The record is from the annotation of a GenBank genome assembly.